Solanum lycopersicum (tomato) is the source of this 1409-nucleotide messenger RNA. RefSeq names its product S-adenosyl-L-methionine:benzoic acid/salicylic acid carboxyl methyltransferase 2-like. NCBI's taxonomy places the organism in Eukaryota, Viridiplantae, Streptophyta, Magnoliopsida, Solanales, Solanaceae. Gene Ontology annotation, molecular function: S-adenosylmethionine-dependent methyltransferase activity. The record is from RefSeq and is a predicted model, not a curated record. Gene Ontology annotation, biological process: methylation.
AUUAAAAUGAGUAGUAUCUAGCUAGAUAUAGUAACAUGAUAGAUAAAUGUGAUAGAUAUUACAUAAAGUUAAAGUGUGGUACCAAACAUAUUUAAUAGCCCCCCACCAAACAAUCUAAUUGAAAAUAUAUUAAGCCAAAAGUGGAUACACACACAUAAAAUAAAAGAUGGAGGUCACUAAAGUUCUUCACAUGAAUGGAGGAAUGGGAGAUGCUAGCUAUGCCAAAAAUUCUCUGCUUCAGCAAAAGGUGAUCCUCAUGACGAAAUCAAUAACAGAUGAAGCCAUAUCUUCUCUCUACAACAACCUUUCCUCAAGAGAAACGAUAUGCAUUGCGGAUUUAGGUUGUUCUUCUGGACCAAACACUUUUUUGUCAGUCUCUCAAUUCAUUCAAACUAUUGAUAAAGAAAGAAAAAAGAAGGGACGUCAUAAGGCGCCGGAAUUUCAUGUUUUCUUGAAUGAUCUUCCUAGCAAUGAUUUCAAUACCAUUUUUCGAUUGCUACCAACAUUCCAUCAAAGUUUGAGGAAGCAAAAUAUGGGAGAAGAUGGAUCAUUAUUUGAUCCUUCAAAUUGCUUUGUGACAGGAGUUGCUGGUUCAUUUUAUACUAGACUUUUUCCUUCCAAUAGCCUACACUUUGUCCACUCCUCUUAUAGUCUUCAUUGGCUUUCUCAAGUUCCCGAUGGAAUAAAGAAUAAUAAGGGAAAUAUCUAUCUAACAAGUACAAGCCCAGCAAGUGUUCAUAAAGCAUAUUAUGAGCAAUUUGAGAGAGAUUUUGUAACAUUUUUAAAGUAUCGCUCAGAAGAAUUGAUGAAAAAUGGGCGUAUGGUAUUGACCAUGUUGGGUAGAAAAAAUGAAGAUCGCUUCAGCCAAGGGUGUUCCUAUGAGUGGGAACUUUUGGCUACGACGCUCAAGCUUCUGAUUGCACAAGAAUCAAUAGAUGCAGAAAAAGUGGAUUCAUUCAAUGUUCCUGCAUACAAUCCAUCUCCAUCAGAAGUGAUGCAUAUUGUUGAAAAGGAGAGAUCUUUCACCAUUGAUAUCUUGAAAACUUCAGAAAUUCAAAGGAAUUCUUGUGAUGAUGAGAAAUACGAUAUGGCAAAAAGCUUUAGAUCUGUGGCUGAACCUUUACUUGUUAGCCAUUUUGGUCAUGAUGAAUUGAAUAUGGAUCAAGUUUUCCAUAAGUAUAACCAAGUAAUUGCCAACGAUCGCAAGGCGAUGGAAAAAAUUAUGUUCGUAAAUGUCACUAUUUCGUUGACCAAAAUAAAUUAGCUAGGGCAUGCAAUUCGUGCAUCGUCACGAACCCUGGCCCUAUAUCCCGACCCUUGUGAUAUUGUAAUAAUAAUCUUAUAUCUCAUAGAGAUAUUAUGAUAAUGUAAUAUUUCUAUUCCUUAAAAGUAAUUAUUUUCAACGGGUA